Messenger RNA from Musa acuminata AAA Group (dessert banana), 1039 nucleotides. Its product is annotated as transcription factor IND-like. Gene Ontology annotation, molecular function: protein dimerization activity; DNA-binding transcription factor activity. NCBI's taxonomy places the organism in Eukaryota, Viridiplantae, Streptophyta, Magnoliopsida, Zingiberales, Musaceae. The transcript has a single exon. The record is from RefSeq and is a predicted model, not a curated record. Bases 99 to 728 code for a protein of 209 amino acids. Gene Ontology annotation, biological process: regulation of DNA-templated transcription.
UUAGGUUACAUACACUCUUCUUCGUUACUGUUCUUCUUGGAUCAACAAAAGCCUCCUCUACCUCCCUAUAUUUUCUCCUCCUCUCAUAGCUUUUCUUUAUGGAUAGCAUCAGCAGAAACACCAGUCGGCCUUGGGAUCCGGAGAUGAGCAUGGGGAGCCAGUUCCUUUCUAAUUACAUCCCCUUGGAAUUGCCAUUCCACGCCCACAUCCACCCCCCGAGCUUCCCCAGAAGAGGGAUGGAAGGGGACCAUGAAGCAGAUGAGGAGGAAGCUUUGGGCGCCGUGAAGGAGAUGAUGUACAGGAUCGCCGCCAUGCAGCCGGUGGACAUCGACCCCUCGACGAUCAAGAAGCCCAGACGCCGCAACGUCCGGAUCAGCGACGACCCGCAGAGCGUGGCCGCGCGCCUCCGGCGGGAGCGCAUCAGCGAGCGCAUCCGCGUCCUGCAGCGGCUCGUCCCGGGGGGCACCAAGAUGGACACCGCCUCCAUGCUCGACGAGGCCAUCCGGUACGUCAAGUUCCUCAAGCGGCAGGUGCAAGAGCUGCAGGCCAGCCCUCAGUCACACGUGGUUCACGUCGGGGCAGUGGUCGACGGGAACCCGGUCGCGGGUGCGGAGUGGUCCCACGCCUCUUCGCCGUCCUCCUCCUCCUCCGCCAUGGGAGCUCCUCCUCCUCCUCCUGUAUUAGAGUUUGGCUUCGAUGAGCAGGGCGCCCACCACCCGGUGCACUAAGCUUCAAUACAUGGAAGUGAUUUAUAACAAAGUACAAUGCAUAAUUGCAUGCGAGAUUUUGGUGGCUAAGAUGUAAUGCGUACAUCAAUCUAGAAGACACACAUGAAAGCAAUAAGUGUUGUGAUGUUCGUAGAACUGCUACAUUUGCAAUUUGAUCAUAUUUUAUGUUGUGUUCUCUCAUCUUUUUGUUGUGUUAUCGUUCAUGUACCGUCACAUGGUUGACUAAAUGGACUCCGAAUCAUGAUCGAGAGUACCUUUGGCUCACCUACAACUUGUUGAUGCUGCUCCCUAUGAGAAUAUUGUAUUCAUUA